Molecule: messenger RNA, 1074 nt
Organism: Rhinocladiella mackenziei CBS 650.93
Lineage: Eukaryota; Fungi; Ascomycota; Eurotiomycetes; Chaetothyriales; Herpotrichiellaceae
Exons: 1
Coding region: 1-1074 (357 amino acids)
Source: RefSeq, a predicted model, not a curated record
AUGAACCACGCUCUUGAACGUGAGCUUAAGCAGCUGGAAGACGAUGUCAUCCGAUUCAAGAUCCAAGAACAAGUUUGCGAAAGGGCUACCGCGCAGUACGCAAUAACCAGAAAUAAUCUGGCUGCGGACCUGAAAAAAAUCAAGGAUAUCGCUUUGGAACUAGCCACGGCGGAACGGAAGUACGAAGAGCAUGAUGCCGAAGUAAAGCAAUUAAACGAAAGGAUAACUUACUUGAAGGAAUGGAAUCGCGAGAUUUGCCGGAGGGAGAGAGAAAAUGCAGGCCAGAUCGAAGAGUGGCAGCAAGAGCGCGAUAGAAAAUUCACAAUUCUGAGAGAUUUGGAAGCCAAGCUAAGUCGCGAUGAUAGAGAGUGUGGAGACCUUCGAUCCAAGCUCCAAGAGCCAGAAGAAGCCUUGCAAGUGGCGCAGAUGUCUGGCGGAGCCCCAGUGGUGAUUAAAGCUUUGCGGGCCCAGGUCAAUGAGAUUGUCGAAAGCCUAUCGCGUCUGGAAAGAGAGCGUCGAGUCAACGAACGGAGCCUGGAGAGCUGUCGAAAGGAAUUUGAAAACCUCGAGACAAAGAUCGCGGACGCGCACACCGGCCAAACCAAGGAAAAGAAUGAUAUAAGAAAUGAAUUGGCCAAGAAGAGGGAAGAUGUGGAGGAAGCAGGAGCUCUGUUGCAGGAAAGCAAAACUGAUCGAGACGACCUGCGAUCGAAGAUGGACCGGGAAGUAUCACGCAUCAUGGAUGCCGAUUCAGAAGGCUAUCUCAAGAUGCUAGAGGACCAGCGCAAAGCGGCCGCCCACCAGAGGCAGCUGAAAGAAGAGAGGCUGAUUCAUAAGAAAGAAGAAUUCCGGAUAUCCUGGAGGAAAGUGGUCGAUGGGGAUGACAAACGAAGGAAAAAGGCGGCAGACCUAUUCACGGCUUUGAGAAAAUGUAACCAUGCUCCAGCACAACAGGUCGAUCAGAGGGGAUACGUACAAACAACGCCCAAACAACGGUUGAAGAACUUGGAGCUGAAAUUGGACACGAUAAUCGGCGACUUUCAGCAACUGAUGAAUGAAUGGCCAACGAGUUAA